This is a messenger RNA of Strongylocentrotus purpuratus (purple sea urchin), 1080 nucleotides long. RefSeq lists its product as uncharacterized. Gene Ontology annotation, biological process: signal transduction. Lineage: Eukaryota; Metazoa; Echinodermata; Echinoidea; Camarodonta; Strongylocentrotidae. Gene Ontology annotation, molecular function: protein binding. Bases 521 to 892 code for a protein of 123 amino acids. The transcript has 3 exons. The record is from RefSeq and is a predicted model, not a curated record.
UUUUCGAAUCUAUGCCGCCGUAACUAUGACAAUGUAGUCUUGUACUUUGUAAAGUUAGAAGCAUCUCAAGGGGAUUCGUUCGGGUUGAGGGGUAAACUUGAGUUUUGUAAAGGAGGGGCACCACUGCACCCCUCUCCACCCGAUGACCCCGGGUCAAGUUAUGAAUGAAUGUGUGUCAAUACAGCAUGCUAAGCUAAGGUAGUCAGUGUUUAUCAGCUGUGUGAAUAACAGUUAUCUGUCGCGAAGAGAGUGCUGCGUGUGAUUUUAGAGCAUACAAUCUGCAAAUAUAACUUUAUUCCGUGAUUAUUUAUGGUGGAUUACUGGGCUUUAUUAUAAUGUCUAACUAAAAGAUGGCAGAGUAAAUAUAACGAUUGGAAUAUAUACCUUGGUCAACUUUGAAGGGUGGUUUUGUUGGAUUUCAACAAGGAAUUACAACUGUUUUAGAAGAACAAGAAGAGAAGCACUAGCAGUGUUUUAGAAGCAUUUUACAACUCAACGUUCGUGUGCAAAGGAAAAUAAGAUGCCGAGAAACGGGGACCCUACUUCAUAUUACCAUCUAAACUCAAAUGUGCCCAUCAAAGCACCAGAAGGUCCGCUCAGUGACCAAGUCCUCUGGACAAUCGCCACGAACCUAACGAGCCCGUGGUACGAGCUCGCCUACGCCCUCAAUCUCCCCGACAUCGAGCUCGCCCGCAUCGACAAGCUCUACCCUACCCAUCCCGAGCACGACCGCCAUUUUGGUGCGCUAAGGGACUGGCGAUACAGGUCAUUAAAACUCAUACCUCCUCACGAAGCCGCAAUGGAACUGUCCAACAGCAUGAAGAAACUUGGUCGUCAAGAUUUAUGUAAUUUUGUAUUGUAUAAAUACCAAGAGGCGUUACAAUGUUCUUGAUUAUUUUGAUUGAAUUAUUAUUACGUUUCAUUAAUUCAUCUCCUCUUGUUUUCUUGUAUCGCCGUAGACUUUAAUCAGAAGCGGUUCUGGAAUAUAAUCAUUUAACAACUAAAUAAUUCAUAUCUCUUGUAAAUUUGAUGUUUUUGUUGUGUUUUUCAAACUCAAGAAUAAAGGAUGGAUGGAUUAGU